CAGACCAUGGCCUUCAUGCAGGUCUCAGAGACCCCCAGUCCUGUGCAAACCUGUGUGCUGAUCUUCAUUUUCACCGUGCUCCUGCAAUCCUUUUGUGUGUCAGUGACUUACGUGUACUUCACCAAUGAGCUGAAGCAGAUAAAGGAAAAGUACUCCAGAAGUAGCAUUGCCUGUUUGCUCACAGAAGAUGACAACUUUUGGGAUCCAAAUGAUGAAAAGAGUAAGAGCAAUCCCUGCUGGGAAGUUAAGUGGCAACUUGAUCAGCACAUUAAAAAAGUGCUUUUGAGAACUUAUGAGGACUACUUUACUACACAUCAAGGAAAGCAACCAAAUAUUACUGGUUUAUCACUUAAAAAAUAUUCUCAAAGAGUAGCAGCUCACGUAACUGGAGCCGGUUCCAGAAUCACAGUCAAAACUCCAAGUUCCACAGAUGAAAAUAUAUUAGGCCAUAAGAUAAACUCCUGGGAGUCAUCAAUAGCAGGACUUUCAUUCUUCAACAAUUUGCACUUGAAGAAUGGAGAAUUGGUCAUCCAUGAAACGGGACUUUAUUACAUCUAUUCCCAGAUAUACUUUCGAUUUGGGGAAACUAAGGAAACUAAUCAAAGGAGAAGCAAACAAUUGGUCCAAUAUAUUUACAAAUACACCAGCUAUUCUGUUCCUAUACUGCUGACAAAAAGUGCAAGAAAUAGUUGUUGGUCUAAAGAUACAGAAUAUGGACUCUAUUCCAUCUAUCAAGGUGGAAUGUUUGAGCUUAAGGAAAAUGAUAGAAUUUUUGUCUCUGUGACUAAUGAACACUUGAUUAAUAUGGACCAAGAGGCCAGUUUCUUUGGGGCCUUUUUAAUUGGCUAGAUGAUCUGAUUUGGCGCGGGGAGGAAAUGCCUUGGACUAUGGACUUCGUUCAAAAGACAAAAGUGGGGGCCAGAGCGGUGGCACUAGAGGUAAGGCGUCUGCCUUGCAAGUGCUAGCCUAGGACAGACCAGGGUUCGAUCUUCCGGUGUCCCAUAUGGCCCCCCAAAGCCAGGCGCGAUUUCUGAGUGCAUAGCCAGGAG
Molecule: messenger RNA, 1049 nt
Organism: Suncus etruscus (white-toothed pygmy shrew)
Lineage: Eukaryota; Metazoa; Chordata; Mammalia; Eulipotyphla; Soricidae
Gene: TNFSF10
Product: TNF superfamily member 10
Exons: 5
Coding region: 7-849 (280 amino acids)
Biological process (GO): immune response
Cellular component (GO): membrane
Molecular function (GO): tumor necrosis factor receptor binding; CD40 receptor binding
Source: RefSeq, a predicted model, not a curated record